UCGUUCUCGCCCAGCUGCGCGUCCACGCCGUUGGCACACGCGGUCCUCGCCCAAUUACCGCAGGCAGGAGUCUGGCCUCAGCGCUUCGUUUCGCGGCCGGCGGUGAUGUCGGCGCUGGAGUGGUUCGCGCACAAGUCUCUGGGCGGAGGUAUCUACUGGAUCCAAGAGCGCUUCUACGAGUCGGGCAACCGCGCCAAUAUCUGGCUGGUGCGCGGCUCCCAGCGGGACGUGGUCAUCGACACGGGGCUGGGGCUGCGCAGCCUCCCCGACUACCUUCACCUGGCCGGGCUCUUGGAUCCCGAGCCGGCCCAGGGCGACCAGGAGGGAGCAGGUCGCGGCGAAGCAGGGAAGGAGCCCGCAAGCAGCGGGCGGCGGCGGCCGUUGCUAGCCAUCGCCACCCAUGUGCACUUCGACCACUCGGGCGGGCUGCACCAGUUCGAGGAGGUGGCUGUGCACAGCGCCGAGGCCGGAGCCCUGCGCCGCGGCGAUAACUACGAGACCGUCACUUGGCUCUGGGACAGCGAGGUGGUGAGGCCGCCGAGCCCCGGCUGGAGGGCCAGACAGUUCCGAGUGCGACCCGUCCAGCCGACUCACGUCUUGCAGGAGGGGGAUGUGAUCAGCCUUGGUGAUAGACAGCUCACUGUCAUGCACAUGCCUGGCCAUUCGAGAGGAAGCAUUUGUUUGCAUGACAGAGAACGGAAGAUUCUGUUCAGUGGGGAUGUUGUAUAUGAUGGCUCAAUGAUUGACUGGCUUCCCUACAGCCGAAUAAAUGACUACGUUACAACCUGCCAGCGACUGAUAGAAUUAGUCAAUAGGGGCCUUGUGGAGAAAGUCCUUCCAGGGCAUUUUAACACAUUUGGAGCUGAACGGCUGUACCGUUUGGCUUCCAACUAUAUUUCAAAUGCUGGGGUUUGUCACAAGAUUUCUACGUGUGCGAUGAGAUCGGUUGCAAGCCUAGCACUUCGCGCAACAAAUCCUAGAACAACUUCAUAGUCUUAACUUCACAGCCACGAAGAUGCUUAUUUUUAUCUAAUUAAUUUAUAUUUUAAAAAUGCCAAUAUAUGCUAGUAGCUGUGCCAAAGCUACUCAUCUUUUUUGUCUCUUUUCAAGGCAAGUUUGCACAUAUGUUGAAUGCUAUUUGACAGAUGUUCUAAAUAAUUUAUUUUGUAUUUUAAACCAUUUUGAAACAUGCACGCUAAAAUAAAAGUUUUGCACUUGUGUCAAACUUUCUGAUGCAGCUUCAGUUAGAGGUUUAUGUUGAAAGCAUAUUUUAAACGACUGAAAUUUAAAAGCAAGGGUUGUGGGAAGAAGGGGCUAUUAGAACAUUCCACUGUCAUGUUGAAUGCACUAAGUACCUAAGUAAUUUUUAUUGUAUGGGAUGAAUGUAAACUGAAGUUAAUACCAAAUGUUCAUAUCCAAUAUUGUUCUAUGUUAUUGUUGUUCUUGAAUUGUAUUGCAUUUAGGUAUUGGUUUAAAAAAAUGAAAUGCCAUUUAAUAUUUUAAGUAUAUUGCUUGCUUUUCAAAUAUGACUAAUGCUAUAAGUGUGAGUGUAUAACUAUUAAAAGUUCAGUCUGACAAUUUUUAAGUAAAACAUGCACCCAUAAUCCAAGGUUUUUAAUUCCUGUAGUACCACAGUUGCAGAAACCCUUCAGCAAGUGUGAGUUGCUGAUUGAACCACAGUUGUAAACAAAAUGGGCGUCCGCAGCAAGCAAAUUGAUAUUGGGUGGUAGGUUGUAUCAGGUGCCCUGGCCCUUUGCACAUUACAUGCGGGUCAGACUUCAGUUAAAAGUUUUCACCCAUCAUAUAUUAUUUUUCUCUUAUUAGUUUCUUUUCUUUCCUUCUUUCCACAAUUUGCAUUGUGCUAGUUUCUUGUAUGAAAACAGAGCUUGUGUCUUGCAUCAGAAUUUGAUUUGUUGGAAUUCAGUAAAAAUUAUAUUAAAAUUACCUUUCUUGCAAGAACAGUAACUUACUUGACUAUUGUGGCCAUCAUACUUUUUCCCUUUUUGAAUUCCAUUGCACAAUAUCUCCCCAACAUCAAAGCAACACUUUGAUGCUUGAUACCACAGUAUUCAGCACUUUGUAUCCUAUGAAAGUAUAGUUCUUAAAAUGUUAACAGUGCCUAUUUCCUGUUCUAAAACAGAUGAAUAAAUAGUGCAAAGUACAUCAUUUUGGCAAUUAAUACUGGAAUUACUGUCUAUACUAACAAAAACUAUUAAUUCAGUACCUUUGAAUAAUAGGAAAAAGGCAUCUAGCAGUAUAACCUCAGAUUAGCAAAUGCUGUUUGUAUGCUAUUAAAAAUUGUAUAGUCAUAACCGAGGAGCCACACAGUUGUGAUGAAAAGAUUAGGAGUGUGUUGCCAUAUUAUUGCACUCAUAUCCAUUCCCUUUUUGACCAGAUUUCUUCCUCUUGGGUUAAAUACAGUUAAGCACAGUGUCAGCUACAGUAUUAAGCACAAUCAAGGUUAAUCUGAUUCCUGCUUAAUCAAGAUUUUCAACCAUCUUGGAAUCCAUGUGAGUUUGUAGUGCCUUGUUUAUUUCUGCUACAGAAUGACUUUUUGGUCUGGACCAUUACGAAAUUAUUUUGUUCUGAAAUAUUGCUGAGGCAUUAAUAACAAUUUUAUCCAUAGGUAAAAGAAACUGCUUAUUUUCACUUUCUAUUCCCUCCUCUCCCUUUGCCGAUGUCUUGAAAGUCGUUUUACCAAAGUGUUGAUACUUUGAUUUCUCACUAUGAGAGUAAUUCAGUGUAAGGAAUCCUACAGGUGUCAAAGUCUUGUGGUGAAGGACUGAUCUGAAGCUUUUCUGUUGGUUUAGUAAGUUACCAAGCAAUCAGCUACUUAUACAACUUGCUGAUUUUAAAGAAAAUCUGUCUUGUUUCAAUCCGAUUAGGUCACAAAGUAAGCUUACCUACUGAAGCCAAUAAAUAAUUAUGGUUAUUGGGAAAUAUAUUCAGAUGGGAAGGACCUUCCUUACUGAAAUAUAAAUACUACUCAAUUCAGUGAGAUUUUAUUCUAGUAAGUGAACAGUGGAUUGUAGCUUUAUUCAAGUUUCAACCUAGAAGUGGAUCACAAUUCAACUUUUGAUUAUUAUUGGUUAGUAAAAUACUACCCCUGAGAGAGAAUGCUAUAGAAUCUUUAUUGUUUUAAAUAUUUUUAUAUUAUAAAGUUUAUUUCUGAAAGAAAACAUUUUUUAAAAAAUGAUACUGAUCAUACAUUUACUAUACUUUUUUUUGUAAAAAAGUUUGGAACCACUAAGGGAUUCUGUAUUUGUCUGUUUUUCACAGUUUAAAAACCCAAUAACCUAGUUAAAAUAAAAUUAUUUGGAUUUCAGCCAUGUUGAUAUGUUAUCACUUUAAGAGGUAUUAUUUAACUGGGUCAUGAAUACUGCUGUAAUAUAUGGUUUAAAAGAAUUUUUAAAAGUUGUAAUGCACCAUACUAAUAAAACUUUACUAAUGGCAUUGGUUUCAAGAAAACAAUUAUAUAAUUUAUCAUUGAUAUUGAUAAUAAAAUAAUAA
Messenger RNA from Python bivittatus (Burmese python), 3510 nucleotides. RefSeq names its product metallo-beta-lactamase domain containing 2 (gene MBLAC2). NCBI's taxonomy places the organism in Eukaryota, Metazoa, Chordata, Lepidosauria, Squamata, Pythonidae. The record is from RefSeq and is a predicted model, not a curated record.